AUGCCAUCAAAUCGCGCGCUCCACUCCUCUGUCAUCUCUCUUCAAAGCGACCUCCCAUUCCUGCUAGGCCGCAGAGCAGUGGUACCCAAUACCGCCACCAAACCUCUCACAACUACGGCAACAAGCAACAACCUCGACAAAAUCGCCACAACAGCAUUAAAAGCCAAAGCUGUCGAAAUCAGCAAGUCCGCUUCCGGGCAGUCGAGCAACGCGCAGCAGAAUAGCACUACUUCCACCCCAUCAUCAGUCUCUGCAAAGGACACCUUCAGCACUUGGCGUCAAACGGAGCACUGGUCCGACGGGAUCGUGCGACCUUCCACGCAAGAAAUGAGGUCCGCGCCUUCUCCGCACUGGGCCACGCUUCCCCGUGGGGUGGUCCCAGGAGUUGGCAGACCUCAGCAGCAGGCGAGUCCGGGGAAGUAG
This is a messenger RNA of Cercospora beticola, 423 nucleotides long. The record is from RefSeq and is a predicted model, not a curated record. NCBI's taxonomy places the organism in Eukaryota, Fungi, Ascomycota, Dothideomycetes, Mycosphaerellales, Mycosphaerellaceae.